This is a messenger RNA of Diorhabda carinulata, 1376 nucleotides long. Its product is annotated as venom allergen 3-like. The transcript is spliced from 8 exons. Bases 36 to 1316 code for a protein of 426 amino acids. NCBI's taxonomy places the organism in Eukaryota, Metazoa, Arthropoda, Insecta, Coleoptera, Chrysomelidae. The record is from RefSeq and is a predicted model, not a curated record.
CUGAAUAUGUAAUUUGAGAAAUUAUUAAUGUCAAAAUGAAGAGUGUCAAUAUUAAAUUGAUUUACGUGUUUCUAAUUUUGUGUAGGCCUUUAUUAUGUUGGGCCAGUAUAGAUUAUUGUUCGUUAUGUGAAAAUGGAUUUCAUACUAUGUGCUUGUACCCAAGAGACGGUCCCGGACCUUCCUGUUUGGAUUAUAGAAAAGUAGAAUUUACACAAUAUCAAAAAAUGUAUAUUGUUGAUAUUCAUAACGAUAUACGUAAUCACGUGGCUUCUGGUCUGGAAACUAAGGGAAAACUAGGAAAUCAACCCCCUGCCACUAAUAUGUUGCAAUUGGAGUGGAGUGAUGAAUUGGCAAAAAUAGCUCAAAGAUGGGCAGAUCAAUGCAUACCCGUCAACGCUACGAAACAACACGACACUUGCAAGACUACAAGUCAAUUUGACAACGUCGGUCAAAAUAUAUUGACGGCGGUUACAAACGGAACUGACGUAUCGGAAUUGGCGAUAUUAAUAUUGAAUUGGUAUAAACAAGUAGUUAAUGUCAUUCCGUCCGAUAUAGAUCAUUUCGAAGGGAUCAAAAGAGGUCAAUUUUUGAUAGGACAAUAUACGCAGUUGGUUUGGGCCAAUACCAAAGCCGUCGGUUGUGGUAUGUCGAUAUACAAAGAUUCACCGAGAGGUUUUUAUAACCAAAGAUUGGUAUGUAACUACGGUCCUGGUGGAAAUAUAAUCGGACAACCCGUAUAUUUACAAGGGAUACCGUGUACCGGAUGUCCGAAAGGCCGUUGUAACAAUAUUAGAAAAUAUUUAUGCGAAAGUUUGGUUACCGAAAAUUCGACUAAUCAAUCUAAAGAUGAUAAUCCAUUCCCCGAUCAAAAUUUUAAUAAUAACGUCAUUUCGUGUUUGUUGAAAUUAGAAUUUUCUGAGGAAAAUUUAUAUAAAUGCAAAAAUUUAACAAAUCGUAACACUACAGAUUAUCCCACUGAAACGGCAACAGUGUACAACAAUUUUUUGACAGAGAAUAAUGGAACAUUUAUGUCAAGUAUCAGUAUAAUACAAAAUAUUAGUAAAAUAAACUGGUUAUUCAACAAUGAAGUAACUGUGAUAAAUUUCAUUAACGAAGAGGAGAAAUUCGACGAAAUCGAUACAACAUCCCAAUUUUGGUUAAACCCCGAAGUUAACGUCAGAUUUAAACGUGCAGUUGGUAGAUGGUACAACGGGGAAUGUAAAUGCGACAAAAUUUAUAGAUCCCCUUCCAAUUUGGCAGUUUUGGCAACAUAUUUGAUCGAUUUUUGCCUAGUUAUCAUACUUUAUAUACGUUAAAAGUAAAAAAUUGAACACCAAAAUCAGACCAAUAAAAAUAAAAUAAUAAAAAGCAGAUAA